This is a messenger RNA of Striga asiatica, 1058 nucleotides long. The record is from the annotation of a GenBank genome assembly. Lineage: Eukaryota; Viridiplantae; Streptophyta; Magnoliopsida; Lamiales; Orobanchaceae.
GUUCGUACUACUAUUCGCGCACUCCGUGACAAAUAUAAGUUUGAGAUACCAUAAUCCUUCUGCUCUCAUCCCACAAGAAGAAAUUGUCUCAAUCAAACAUGGAAAAGUAUCCACAAGGGAAUUCUGACGAGGCAAGGGAAGGCUACUGCAAGGGAGCUUGUGAGAUGAAACCUACGAAACGGGUUGCGGACAACAUACUCCCUCAUAUUCUUAACCUUGAAAAGUUUGAAGGUUUGGACCAAUUUUUCAAAUACAGUACCGGUAGUCGGCCUGGCCUAACCAUCCAUAAGCCGAUUACAGGAACUAUGGCUGAUAUGGUACUACACGGUUUUUUAAACAUUGCACUGGAACCAUUAGUUUACCUUAGUGUUCUCAUUUAUGCAUCCCGCGCCACAUUUAAGGACUUUGAAAUCUAUGUGCCUCAUGCAACCUUUGAAGACCCACUCAUGUGUGCACAUGGGGUAAACCAGAUUAAAUCAGCAUUCUAUUCACUUGCCAAGGUCUUCAGUGAAUCAAGAAUCGUGGACUACAGCAUUAAAGAAAACAUAAUUGCACCAGGAAAGACAGAGGUGAACGAAAUUCUCAGUCAUUUAUCUCUUGCUUUGAUAUUAAUUGACAACAAGCAAUUCUACAAGUUCCUGGGGAGAGACAUCGAUGUGAUAUCACUCAUCAAGUUAUAUACGGAGAACGGAAAAGUUAUUCGCCAUGAAGACUGGUGGGAUAAGAAACCAUUAUGGAAUAGAGAGACAGUGAGAGUGCCACUCGCUGGGCGCAUAAUUGAGGCGACCAGACGAGCAUCAAUGUUGGCAACUCAUGCUUUGAUGAGGUUUGGAAAAGAUCCACCCAUGUAAAUUUUAUUUUUUUAUGAAAUUUUUUAAUAUAUAAAUUAUGUAGUACAUUCUGCAGAUAUUAUGCUUCAACUUUAAUGUGUUGGUCGAAAUUGCUAGAAAUACCUUACGUAUACACUUCGGUAACUGUCUUGUUUGUUGUUGAACUCCAUGAAAGUAGUUAUUUGUUGGAGUUUUGAAAUAAAUGGAAGGACUUUAAAGAAAUAAAUA